Neohortaea acidophila is the source of this 1612-nucleotide messenger RNA. Its product is annotated as cyclin-like protein. Gene Ontology annotation, biological process: regulation of transcription by RNA polymerase II; positive regulation of DNA-templated transcription, elongation. Bases 44 to 1612 code for a protein of 522 amino acids. The record is from RefSeq and is a predicted model, not a curated record. NCBI's taxonomy places the organism in Eukaryota, Fungi, Ascomycota, Dothideomycetes, Mycosphaerellales, Teratosphaeriaceae. Gene Ontology annotation, cellular component: nucleus; cyclin/CDK positive transcription elongation factor complex. Gene Ontology annotation, molecular function: cyclin-dependent protein serine/threonine kinase activator activity. The transcript has a single exon.
AUCCUCGCCUUAUUACCCAACCUCCCCCUCGCCGCCGCCCACAAUGGGUGCAACAAAGCGCACGUCGGACGGCGAGACCAAACAUGUCGGUCCCGACCCCUCCACCAUCCGCGUGUCGGCACCUUUCAUGAGUCAAGCGGCCAUCUCUAAGAGACUGCAACAAACCACCGCCCAGACCUCUCAACUCGAUCAUCAAGAACGCUCAAUCGCCGAAGCCCGUGAAGACAGCGUCCGCUUGCAAGGCAUCACAUGGAUCGAUACUGUUCGCCGCUCGCUUCAACUUCCCAUCCGCACAUACACGACGGCAUGUGUCUACUACCACAAAUUCCGCUUGGCCCACGCCGGCAGCCUGAAUGGCAUGGAGUAUGCGAAUGCGUGGGCCGAUGCAUGUGCGGCGAGUCUGUUGGUGAGCUGUAAGGUGGAGGACACGCUGAAGAAGAGCAAGGACAUUCUGGCUGCGGCGUACAAUUUGAAGACCACCACACAUGAUCAAGUGGGCUCGGAUGACCCCAUCUUCGAAGCGCCGAGCAGGGCCGUCAUUGGUUUGGAGAGGCUGGUGCUGGAGGCGGGUGGGUUUGAUUUUAGGUCGAGGUACCCGCAUCAGCUGUUGGUGAAGAUUGCAAAGGGAAUGCCUGAAGGCGUGGAUGAUGAGAGGGAGAAGGUGGUCAAGCUUGCGUGGACUGUGGCGACGGAUCUCUACCGCACUUUUGCCCCGCUGAAGCAGACGACGGCCACGAUGGCCCUCGCCUGUCUGGAAUUGGCCGCACAUCUCAUCGCCGCAAGCACAGAGAACAACGUGUCUGCCAUCAGAGACGCGUUGCAGGCUCUCGACCUCAAAACCUGGUCCGUUACUCGAGAGGAAGUCAUGGAGACCUUGCUGGACCUUCUGGACCUCUACACCCAACACACCGCCCAAACCAUCCUCGGCACACGAUACUCUCUCGACGACUUCCUUCGCGUCCGCCUGGGCUUGAACAAAGAGUGCAACGAGCACAACCUCCCCCGCCACACCACCGCUCCUCCACGCGUGGCAACCACCAUCACCACCACCACCGAAAACACCCUCCGCGUCGCCAACGGGCAUCCCACUCCCGUCUCGCCCAUGGAGCCAGGACCGCAGCCGCAGCCUCAGCAAGCUCAAACCACAAACGGCACCGCCGCCCCUCCGGAAGGCGCAGGCACAGUGAGGUUCAUGCUCAAUCCCCAACGCGCCGCAGACGAGAAGGCGCAAGUGCAGAAGUACUUCGUAGAGGAAUGGGAGGAGUACGAAGAAGAAGUGGAAAUCCCACAGCCUCGCGUGACCUCGAGGGAGCCGGAGCGAGACCGUGAUCGUCGGCCUGACUCUCUUGUGCAUCACAGUCGUGAGCGCGGGGGUAAGGAGCGAACGCACAGUAGAGAUGGGCCUCAUCGGGAGCGCGACCGGCCGGGGGAUCUUCGCGAGCGCGAUCUCGAGCGUGAUAGGGCGAGGGCUAGGGACGCGGAGCGCGGGCGGGGGUAUAGGGGCGAGAGGCGGUUUGAUGAGAGGGACCGUAGGGUGGAUGAUCGGCGUGGGAGGAGGUACGAUGAGAGGAGGUAUGAGGAUGAUCGCAGGCGCAGGGAUGAUAGGCGUUGA